Acanthaster planci (crown-of-thorns starfish) is the source of this 1065-nucleotide messenger RNA. Its product is annotated as beta-4C adrenergic receptor-like. NCBI's taxonomy places the organism in Eukaryota, Metazoa, Echinodermata, Asteroidea, Valvatida, Acanthasteridae. The record is from RefSeq and is a predicted model, not a curated record.
AUGGCGGAGUGGAUGAUUCAGAACAUGUCGGAUUUCACCACCGGUGCACCUUCGCCGGUGAUGGAAGAAGCAAAAUCCGACUCGCAGGGCUCCGCUUACGGCCCCCUCGUGACGGUCCUCCGGACGUUUUUCAUUGCGCUGAAUUCUCUCAUGGCCAUCACGGGCAACGCCUUCAGUCUGGCUGUCAUGAAAUCUGUCGACACGCCCCGGUUCCCCCCGAGCUCCAAGCUGUUUCUCUGCAACGUCAUUCUGUCCGACCUGGCGUAUGGUGCCGUGUCCGUCUGGUACGUCGCCCCGUCUGCCCUGAACUAUUGGCCGUACGGGCAAUUUGCCUGUCAGCUAGCCUGUGUCUGCCUCAUACUUGCCAACUUCUGUUGCGUGAACGCUGCCAUUCUCAUCACGGUGGACCGCCUGCUGGCCGUGGUGUACCCCCUUCACCACGGCAUCAUGAUCCCCACAAAACGCGCGAUCAUGGCCGUCGUGCUUGCAACCUUCCUCUCUGUCAGUGAAACCGUUGCGACCCUUGCCAACGGUGAACGCAUUUCGUACACGAACCGUGUCGUUUUGUGCACCAUCAGCUGGGAUCGAGCGUCCCCGACAAACCUCCCUCGACUGAUCGUCUACAGCAGCUGUGGACUGUUUCUCCCGGCGGUAGUCCUGACCGUCUGCUACACCAAACUGUACCUGGUUGCUCGCCGACACGCGCAGCUCCUCGCGAAGUUGAGGAGGAACCCUGAGCUAGCCAUCGCCAACCACCGCGCAGUAAAAAUGUGUGCCCUCAUCACCGCCACGUUCCUGAUUGCCUGGACCCCUUACGUCAUUGUUUCUUUCCGGAACUACGUCACCAGAGAGGAAACAUCGCCGAUGGUCGAGUUUGUCACGAGUUGGGUGUGCCUCUGCAACAGUUGGUGGGACGUCAUCAUUUACUUCUUCAUGGCUCGGGAGUUCAGGAAAACUGCUCACAAACUCGUCUGCAGGCCAUGGUUGUUGAGAAAGAGCCAACCUCACCACCGCCAGACGACGCCUUCAAACAGGCAAUUGCGAUAUAUUGCUGGAAAUUGUUAA